CAUACAGAUCAUGAAGCCACUAAUACCUCACAAGAUUCUGAAAGAAAUUUAGGUGUUUCUUCAGCAUCUAAUACUUGUCCAAAUACAACAAUUUUUUCGACUCCAGUCCAUCCAAACACUACAGUUUCGUCUCCUGUACAUCAAAAUACAAUGGGUUCACCUCCAGAACAUCAAAAUACAACAGUUUUGUCUCCAGCCCAUCCAAAUACAACAGUUUCGUCUCCAACUACUAUCUUGGAAACAAAUAUUUCAGUUAUAACCGAAACUGCUAUUAAUGCAUCUGAUACUCUACAAGAUAUUAUGUAA
Messenger RNA from Funneliformis geosporum, 306 nucleotides. The record is from the annotation of a GenBank genome assembly. Lineage: Eukaryota; Fungi; Glomeromycota; Glomeromycetes; Glomerales; Glomeraceae.